GCACGUUAAGCGGAAGCCCGACGUGUCUGAACGAGUCGGCGGCGCCAGAGUGCGUCAAGCGCGCAUCCCGCACAAAUCCCCUCGUCCGUGACGGCAGCGAUCGGUCGCUGUGCUCGCCGCUUCGGACCACGCAGCCCACAUCUCGGGUCCUGCUUUCUGCGCUCUAUGUAUUUACUAUUCUUGCUGCUCUUUGCUGGCCUUUCUUUGCUCGUCCUUGGACACACAGGCCGCCGUCAUUUCCGCGUCGCAAUCCGUUCAGGCUCGCGCGCAGCCCAUCCGCCCGAGCCCUUCGGCAGCGGUACCUUGCGUCGUCCCGAGAGCUCUCACGCCCAACUCGGCCGCCUCACAAGAAAAGAAGUGUCACCUGCAACCUCCACGCCACGAAUACCAAGCGUGUCGUCUUUCCGAUGAUCGUGGGGCGUGACAGACGCCCAGGACUUGCUGAUGACUCCCCCCCAAGCCCCCAAGUAGCUUUCUUCUCGUUCCUCCUUGAGACUUCGAGCUUCCUCGCGUAGACGGGAGACCAUGCCCAAGUCCUUCAGGAGCUUCGACGAGGACGCCAGCGGUGACGAGGGGCAGCCCCACACUGCGGAUCUCUUCUCCCCUUUGACCCGAGAAGACAGCGAAGAGAUCUUGGACUCGGACACGCGCGCCUCGCGAACGCCCCAGUCGCCGCUGUGGUUCAGACGGACGCGAAGCAGACUCCAGUUCGCCGACGAGAGCAGCAGUUUGCUCGCCCACCCCGAUGGCACAAGAACAUACCACACCAGGAACAUUUCCACGCCGGGCACGCCCCGCACCCUGCGAACGCCAGGCCUGAGAAGGCAGCACAGCUAUGUUGGCAGCGGGCGAUAUCACAACCGCAGGGGCUCGGUCGGGCACAGCUUCAGCAACCGUCUGGUCAACGCGCUGAUCAGGGAGCGGAACAACGACAUGACGGCGAGUGGUACGGUAGCAUCGUCGAGCCCUUCUCCUUGCUCUCCCACCUGUGCCUUGUCUUCCAAGCUUUCUUACUGACCCAUGGUGUCGUGUACAGACGCGGACCUGCAGACCUCCAAACACUCCUUCUGGGUCGACGAUCGCGUGUGGUACGACCAGUUCACAAGCAUCGACUGGGUGCACGACAGCAUCGCGGACGCCUUCCGCGUAAAGGCGCUGUAUGCACGAAAAGAUUGGCGGGGUAGGAUACAGCGGUUCUUUGACGGCGGCCAGGCAUGGCUGCUCGUUGCCAUCAUCGGCAUACUCACAGCAAGUCUUGCAUACUUCGUGACCGUAAGCGAGGCCACCAUCUUCGACUACAAACUCGGCUACUGCAGCUACUCGUGGUCCUCGAACAGAAAGCGAUGCUGCCAGGGCGCCACGCGCUGCGAAGAGUGGAAGAGUUGGUCGUCGAUCGUGCUGCCCGACCACGGCCUGGACUCUGAUUUGGUCGAGUACGUCUUCUUCGUCUCCUUCGCCGUACUUUUCGCGCUCGCCUCGUGCGUACUCACCAUGAUGACGAAGACGGUCGUCCCGUCCAACAUCCAGAUCUCGACGCUGGACGAGAACCUGGGCGCCGACGACAUGCGCAUCCAGAACAAUGACGAAGCCUCGAAGCGGGACAAGAGCCCCCAGACACGGUACAAGGAGGCCCAGGACCGCCCCGCCAUGGUCUUCUAUUCUGCCGCUGGCAGCGGCGUGGCUGAGAUCAAGGUCAUCAUCAGCGGCUUUGUGUUGCAUGGCUAUCUCGGUCUGAAGACUCUUGUCAUCAAGUCGCUGGCGCUGGUUCUGAGCAUAGCGGCCGGUCUCAGCAUUGGCAAGGAAGGUCCCUACGUCCACAUCGCCACAUGCUUGGGAAACAUCAUCUGCCGCUUCUUCCCCAAGUAUCGCGACAAUGACGCCAAGAGACGUGAGAUUCUAAGCGCCAGCGCCGCGAGCGGGGUCGCGGUCGCCUUCGGCGCCCCCAUCUCCGGCGUCCUGUUUUCCCUCGAAGAAGUCAGCUACUACUUCCCCUCCAAGACCAUGUUCAGGACGUUCUUCUGCUGCAUCAUCGCCGCCAUGUCGCUCAAGUUUCUGAACCCGUAUGGCACAAAUAAGAUUGUCAUCUUCGAGGUGCGCUACAUCACCGACUGGUACACCUUCGAGAUGAUCGUUUUCGUGAUCCUGGGCAUCCUGGGAGGUGUCCUCGGAGCCCUCUUCAUCAAAGCAACUCGUAUCUGGGCUCAGACAUUCCGUCGCAUCGGCGUAAUCAAGAGGUAUCCCCUCAUAGAGACGGCCAUCAUUGCUUUGGUCACAGGCUUGGUGACGUGGUGGAACAAGUACACGCGCUUGCCCGUGACAGAACUCCUUUUGGAACUGGCAUCGCCGUGCGAUGCGUACGACGACUCCGGUGUCAGCAUGUGCCCAACCAUGGAACAGAUCCCAACCGUCAUAUGGUAUCUCUUCGUAGCGUUCAUCAUCAAAGCCGCGCUUACUACCAUCUCGUUUGGUAUCAAGGUCCCAGCAGGUAUCUACGUGCCCUCCAUGGUUGUCGGCGGUCUCUUGGGCCGUCUUGUUGGCCACAUAGUACAAUAUAUCGCACUGUCAAAUCCGCACAACGAUCUAUUUGGCUCUUGCGGAGCCAAGGGUGUACCGGAGGACUGCGUUGUGCCCGGUGUCUACGCCAUGGUUGCUGCUGGAGCCACCAUGUGUGGCGUCACGCGCCUCACCGUCACUCUUGCAACCAUCCUUUUCGAACUCACUGGCUCGCUCGACCACGUCUUGCCCUUCGCUGUUGGCGUUCUCGUUGCCAAAUGGACGGCCGAUGCGAUUGAGCCUCUCAGCAUAUACGAUCUUCUCACGGACAUGAACUCGUACCCUUUCCUGGACAACAAGGUUCGGCCUGUGUUCACCGGCGAACUGGGAGACAUCGUGCCCCGUCACCUUCGCGAGGAACGUAUCAUCGACAUCACAGAUUCCGUCCUCAUCCCCGCGAAGCAAUUGCGGGUGCAGGUGGAGACUCUGCACAUGGCGGGAGAGCUUGACGGCGGCCUGCCCAUCAUCAAAGACGGUGCUUUGGUAGGGUUGAUACCAACGCCGGAUCUUGAGUUUGCGCUCGACCGUUUGGAGAACGAGGAUAACACGUUGUGUCUGAUGAGCCGAGAGGCCAAAUUCGCAGCGUCCUCAGGGAGGGAAAACGCUCGUAGUGGAUUUGAUGACGAAGAAGACGACCCCACAGAUUUCACGUCCUUUAUCGACCCAGCUCCCAUGCGGCUGGAUGUGCAUAGCCCAAUGGAUUUGGUGUACGAGUGCUUCGUUAAACUCGGUCUGAGGUUCAUCUGUGCGGACCGAGAGGGCAAGUAUGCCGGCAUGAUACACAAAAAGGCGUUUGUGAAGUAUUGCAAGGACCUCGAGAAGCAUAGACAUCGUUCGAAGAGCGGACACUAGUGGUCCGGAUCUACUGCAUUUUACAUUUUGCAUUCAACCGGCGCUGGAUCAUAAACAUGAGGUAGUUUUAGAUUUCUGUCAUACCCCGAUCGAUUCAGCGGCAUUGGGCGGCUCGUCUGUCACUCUUACAUGAUCUGCAAUCGUAACCAGAUUGUUGUCAAAUUUAGACACGUGAACAUUUCCAUCGUUGAGCUGAGAAUCGAUUUUGAUUUAG
This is a messenger RNA of Verruconis gallopava, 3619 nucleotides long. RefSeq lists its product as hypothetical. The transcript has 2 exons. The coding region runs from base 1021 to 3405 and encodes 794 amino acids. NCBI's taxonomy places the organism in Eukaryota, Fungi, Ascomycota, Dothideomycetes, Venturiales, Sympoventuriaceae. The record is from RefSeq and is a predicted model, not a curated record. Gene Ontology annotation, cellular component: Golgi apparatus; early endosome; membrane. Gene Ontology annotation, molecular function: voltage-gated chloride channel activity. Gene Ontology annotation, biological process: chloride transport; transmembrane transport.